Harpegnathos saltator (Jerdon's jumping ant) is the source of this 2172-nucleotide messenger RNA. RefSeq lists its product as uncharacterized. NCBI's taxonomy places the organism in Eukaryota, Metazoa, Arthropoda, Insecta, Hymenoptera, Formicidae. Bases 1 to 2172 code for a protein of 723 amino acids. The record is from RefSeq and is a predicted model, not a curated record. The transcript is spliced from 5 exons.
AUGGAGGGAACACAGGUAGGGACCCCCCACACAGCCUCGGAGGAGGCAAUGGAAUUAGCAGUCUCUGCGGAGGCAUCAGUCCUGGAAGCCACAACGGCUGACGCUUCCUCUGGGGAGGCUGAGGCGGCGUCUUCGCCGCCAGAGGCCUCCCCGGAGGGAGCGGAGGAGGAGCGCCUGCAGGAGGAACUGGCGAGGGAGAUAGUGGGCAUUGUGGCGUCGGCAUGCGACGUCGCGAUGCCCCGGUCCCACCCCCGAAAGCGCCGGGCGGCAUACUGGUGGACGCAGGAGAUUGCGGAGAUCCGCAAUUCCUGCGUUCGAGCUAGAAGGCUGUAUACCAGUGCCCGGCGCAAUGAGGAGGGGGAUGUCGCGGGGACAAAAUGGGACUACCUUAAUAAAAGGGAAGCCUUGAAGGCCGCCAUCAAGGAAGCCAAGGAGAAGGCCUGGGAGCGACUGGUGGACUCCCUAGACGAAGACCCGUGGGGGCGCCCAUACAAACGGACGGUCGGAAAGAUACGUCCAUGGGCGCCCACUCCGACGGAGUCGAUGGAGCCGCAGGACCUCGAGGGGUGCCUCGACACCCUCUUCCCGAGGGUGGAGGGGGACCCUCCGCGGCUCCCCGUCCCGGAAUUACGGGACGGGGACUGGAAUGAGGACCUGGGGGUUUCACUAGAGGAGUUCGCCAGGGCCAGGAAGAGGCUCGGGGCCAAGGGCAAAGCCCCAGGCCCCGACGGUAUUCCUGGCCGCGCCUGGGCCCUUGCCCUUGGCGAGAGGAACCUGUCCGCAGCCACGCGGAACGUUCUGGAUAAGUGCCUCAAGGAGAGACACGUCCGGGACCUGGCCCGUACCGCUGUGGAGGAGAGGGGCAAGGUGUUGCUCGCGGUGUCUCUCAACAUCACUGCCUUCGCGUUCAACACCCUGCCUUGGCCGGAGAUUGGACGGGUCCUCGAAUACCACGAGGUGCCCGUCUAUCUCCAACGCAUCCUGUCGGCCUAUUUCAGGGACAAGGACCUUGCCUACUCCGGGAGAGGUGGGAUCCAAGGCUGGCGCCGAAUGGAACGCGGUGUUCUGCAGGGUUCCGUACUGGGCCCCCUGCUAUGGAACAUCGCGUUCGACCGGGUGUUGCGCUUUCCCCUUCCCCUCGGCGCCCACGCAGUCUGCUACGCAGACGAUACGUUGGUGCUCGCCGAGGGGGAGAAUUGGGGGGAGGCUCGCCUCCGAGCAGAGACGGCACUUAGUUCGGUGGUGGGCACCAUCAGAGACCUCGGGCUCAAAGUGGCCACCCAAAAGACCCAGGCGAUGCUGUUCCAUCGCCGUCGGGGUGAGGGGAGGCCACGAAAGGCCCGAGUCCUGGUGGAUGGUGUCUGUGUCCGCGUCGGGCCCACGAUCAAGCUCCUGGCCUCGCGGGUUCGCAAGUUGAGCACGGCUCUGGCCGGCUUGAUGCGAACCCAGGGGGGCCCGGGAUGGCGGGCUCGCCGCCUCUACGUCGGUGUCGUGCACUCGGUCGCCCUCUAUGGGGCGCCCAUCUGGGCGCCACGACUACUGGCCACCGGCCGCAACAAGAACCUGAUUCGUCAGGCGAUGCGGCCGGUGGUUAUGAGGGCGAUCCAGGGGUACGUCACCGUUUCGUAUCUGGCGGCGACCACUCUGGCCGGCUUCCCCCCAGUGGAGCUCCUCGCCGAAGAGAGAUUUCUCUUAUGUUGGCGAACAAAGGAGCUACGCGGGAGGGAGGAGGGACUAUCAGUCAUGGACCUGAGGGCCCUAAAGGCCCAGGCCUGUGCCCGGACCCUCGACAAGUGGUCCGCCGAAUUGGCGGACCCACGAGGGAUCAGGAAGGAACCCACCACCGAGUGCCACCACUGCCCGGAGCGAGUGGACUCGGCGCAACACACGUUGGUCUCGUGCCCCGCAUGGGACCAGCGGCGCCGAGUCCUGGCCCGGGCGGUGGGGUGUAGGGUGGUGGCCCUCUCGCUCCCGCGCAUGGUUCGCGCUAUGUGCGAGAUCGAAGAGGUGUGGGGGGAGGCGGCCUCCUUCUGCAAGGACAUCAUGUCCCAGAAGGAAGCCGGCGAGUGGGAGCGCCGCCCCUCCGACCGUCCCAGGAGACGGCGAAGGGGACGGGGCUCCCCAGGUUUACGGAGCGGGCCAGAGGUGGCGCCGGCCGAGGCGGAGCAAUGA